This is a messenger RNA of Fomitopsis serialis, 225 nucleotides long. RefSeq lists its product as uncharacterized. The coding region runs from base 1 to 225 and encodes 74 amino acids. The record is from RefSeq and is a predicted model, not a curated record. NCBI's taxonomy places the organism in Eukaryota, Fungi, Basidiomycota, Agaricomycetes, Polyporales, Fomitopsidaceae. The transcript is spliced from 2 exons.
AUGUCCGCGCCCGGAGAUUCUGUUUCCUACCCCCCUGCCGCGCACAUGCCCCUCGCGCACGCCGCGCGCACGUCUAGCGAGGUAGUCAGCACACAGCCGGCACCGGCACCGACGAUGAGCGCUAUUGCCUCUCCGAAGGGCGGAGAGAAACCCGAGAGACUGAGGGGUGGAUGUAUCCCGCUUCCCGGUGGAGGGACGUGCUUCAUCAUUCCUUGCUGCUGCUGA